Messenger RNA from Cuscuta epithymum, 1192 nucleotides. NCBI's taxonomy places the organism in Eukaryota, Viridiplantae, Streptophyta, Magnoliopsida, Solanales, Convolvulaceae. The record is from the annotation of a GenBank genome assembly.
AUAAAUUAAGAAUUGUGAACAGAAUUAUCCAAACAUAAACUAAUACCCAGCCCAACUAUAAACUAAUCAGCCCAAUAACUAACAUGUUACGGAGUAAGUUAUUAGCUAGUUGAAAGCUAUCACUCCGUCUUAGGUUAGGCACUGUGAAGGCCCAGCGGUGCGGCGUUCCUUCUGCCUUGUUUCGUUCAUCUUCUCCUCGUCGCCACUCUUCUCUGAGGAAAAGAGACAUGAAGUUCAUCGCCGCAUACUUGUUAGCUGUGCUCGGAGGAAAAGCCAGCCCUUCCGCCGGUGACAUCAAGAAAAUCCUUUCUUCUGUUUGCGCCGAGGCCGAUGACAGUAGGCUUGAGUUGCUCUUGUCUCAAGUUGAAGGGAAAGAUAUCACUGAGUUGAUUGCAGCUGGAAGGGAGAAAUUAGCUUCUGUACCAAGCGGUGGUGGUGAUGGUGCUGGUGCUGUGGCAGCUGUUGCUGCUGCACCUUCUAGUGGCGGUGGGGCUGCCCCAGCUGCUGAAGAGAAGAAAAAGGAAGAGAAGGUUGAAGAGGAUACCGACGAGGAGAUGUGCUUUGAUCUUUUUGGAGGAGAUGAUUAGAGUUGUUAUACUUCUAUAUGUUUUUUUGGAUAAUACUAUCAAGUUUUAGCUGCUCAAUCAGCCUCCUAGUUGUGCUUUGGCAGAGAUCACAAGAGAAGCGACUUCCUUUCCAGUAUAUUCAUACGUACUAGUUACUACUCGUACGUAUUAGAUUUCAGAUCUUGCACUUAUGCUUAUGCUCUAGCUGCAUCUCCAUGUUGCGAUUGCCUAUUUUAUCCCUCAACUUUUCUUCCAUGCUAAAACUAAAGAUUAUUUAGCCAAGAUAGCAGUACAGAGAAGACGAUUGAUGCAACGACAGAAUUGAGAAUAUAGAAGCGUAUAAACUAUAAAGAAAGGAUCAGAAGAGAAAGAGAAUACUGGUAAUAAGAACAUGAGUCGAUUCAAUGAGAUUUCCUAGCUGUAAAUGAAGUACACAUGGCAUAUAUUUAGUGGACCGGUACGGUACCUUCAAAUUUGUCAAAGGUACUGGAAUAAUCGCCUUUUUUUAAAACUAGUCUUCGCAUUUCCUUUGUUCUGCGGUAUUGGGUUUUAAAUUGGCCUAGAGUGAAGCUAUUAUUGUAUUCUUGAAUGAAUGAUGAGAAAGGUCAAAGGUGAGCUAAAUACUA